UUUUGUUGAACAGCCUGACUUUUUAAAGUUAUUCAAUUUACGGUACAUAACGAAUGGAAUAGGAUAAACUAGUGAAUUUGGCUACUUGUUAAAAUUACCAGAGAAGAGGGUAGGUGUAUUUUGGAAACUAUGCAAGGCAAGUGAAAGUACCAGGAUGACAGAAAAAUCAGAAGUUCGCUUCGAAGAAGCCGAGAAAUAUAAGAAUCUUAUUCUGACAUCCAUUGCUUUAAUAUGCGUCUCUUUAUCCUGGCUCGUCCGACAGUAUCCAUUAUUACUAGGCGUUGUUACGAUCUUGUCCGUAUAUUUAUUAACCGGAGAUAGAUACCAAUGGGUGUAUAUUUGGAAGAAAACCUUUUACAGGGAUAUGAUAGGUGUACGAGUUUUACUCAUAACGAUGUUUAAAUUAUGGUUUUGGGAACGAACUGGAACAACGGUCGUCUCAAGAUGGUCCAAGAUUGUGAAAAAGACACCAGACAAGAAGGCAUUUAUUAUGGGCGACAGGUCAUUGACAUUCCGUCAAGGCGAUGAAUUCAGCAAUCGGAUAGCUUGGUAUUUCAAACGCCAAGGUUUUAAAACUGGAGAAGUCAUAGCUCUCUUCAUGGAGACUCAACCGGAAUACGUAUUCCUGUGGCUAGGACUAGCAAAGUUGAGGGUGACUACUGCGCUAGUGAAUAUAAACCUUCGGGGUGCUCAAUUGAUACAUUGCUUGAGGAUAGCUGGUUGUAAGGCUGUGGUAUUCGGAGAUGAAAUGACAGAUGCGAUUAAAGCUAUACAAAGCGAGAUACCAGAUAUUCCGCUAUUCCAAUUCAAUUCACCGGAAAGGGAAACUGCACCAGUAUUACAGGAUACGAUCCCUUUGGCCGCUGAAUUGAAUGAAAUGACAAAUGAACCAUUCAGUGACGUAGAACCGGCUAAACCGAGAGACACUUUAUUGUAUAUUUACACUAGUGGGACCACAGGAUUUCCUAAAGCAGCUAUCAUUACUAACAUCAGAUAUCUUCUCAUACCUCUUGGAGUUCAUACAUCAGCACAACUCAAUUCAUCCGACGUUGUCUACGAUCCUCUCCCACUGCAUCAUUCUGCGGGUGGAGUACUUGGCGCUGGGCAGUGUCUCGUUCUUGGCUGUACGGUGGUGUUGCGGAAGAAGUUCUCAGCCAGCAAUUACUGGACUGAUGUAGCCAAACAUAAGUGCACGGCAGCGCAAUAUAUUGGUGAAAUCUGUCGUUAUUUGCUAACAGUACCUCCCAGUGAUAACGACCGAGCUCAUAAUGUCAGAAUCAUGAUCGGAAAUGGACUGAGACCGCAAAUAUGGCAAGAGUUUGUUGAUCGCUUUAGUGUUAAAAGAGUAUUAGAGUUUUAUGGAGCUACGGAGGGUAACAGCAACUUGGUCAACUUAGACUCUAAAGUGGGUGCAAUUGGAUUCCUUAGUCGUCUUGUAUCUUCAAUAUAUCCACUAACUUUAGUUAAAUGCGAUGAAUUAACGGGCGAGAUUUUGAGAAAUGAAAACGGAAGAUGUAUUAAUUGCGGUCCUUACGAACCUGGUCUACUUUUAGGCAAAAUUGAUCCUAAAAAGGCUAUAUUAACAUUUGCUGGUUAUGCUGAUAAAACUGCGUCGGAAAAGAAAAUGGUGCGUAACGUCAGAGUGAAAGGCGAUUGUUAUUUCAACACAGGAGAUAUAUUAGAAAUGGACUAUUACGGGUAUUUCUACUUUAAGGAUCGCACUGGAGACACUUUUAGAUGGCGCGGUGAAAACGUAUCUACUGCGGAAGUAGAAGGAGUGAUCAGCAACUUGGUCGGAUUAAAAGAUGCUGUUGUUUAUGGUGUUCCCAUUCCUUAUGUAGAAGGAAAAGCGGGUAUGGCAGCAAUUGCAGAUCCAGAAAAGAAGGUUGAUUUAAAAAAUCUUGCAGAAGGGCUCAAGUCAUCUUUACCAGCUUAUGCAAGACCUUUGUUCGUCAGGAUCCUCCCAGAACCUCCACUUACAGCAACAUUUAAACUUAAGAAAAAAGUUUUAAUGGAACAAGGUUUUAAUAUCAAUAUUCAUGAUGAUCCGAUCUACUUUCUGGAUCAGAAAAGUGGUACCUUUGUCCCAUUAACUCAAAAGCUCUACGACGAUCUUAAUGAAGGUGUAAUUAGGCUGUGAUUCCAAAGUAAUAUUUAUUAUUUUUAUUAUUUAAAAAACCACUAAAACUUCAAAACCAACAGAAGGUUUGAUAAUAAUAAAUUUACAAAGAUAGACGUUGAUUGCGUUUAAAAAAAUUAUAAAAAAGUUAAUAGUUUAUCCUUUUUUAAAUAUAAUAAUAUUAUGUAGCCAUAUUUAAACAUUGCAUACGGUUUAUGUAUUUGAUGCAAAGAAAACGAAAAAUAAAAAGGCCAAAUAAUAUUUCUAGAAAAUAUUUUUUUGUAAUAGUAAAUACUUUCUAUUUUUAUUUAUAUAAGGAUAUAUUUUUAUAAAAACUAUGCAAAUAUUUCUUUUGCUGCUUAUUUAUUCUGUGGUUAUAGAUCUGAAUAUUUUCUACGUUCUGUAUUUUUUUAUUCUUUUUUAAUUUAACUAGACGAGGAUCGUAACAGCAAUAUUAAAAUUUUAUCAAAUAUCACAUACCGCAGGUUAUACCAAUGAUGAUGUAGAAAUUUUGUCUUAUCCAUUUGCUACUUAUUGUUAUUUAAUAAAUAUUUCAUUAUUUUCGGUACGGGUCACCAAUUACGGACACAAUGCCUUGCCAAAUAGGCUUUAUAAGAUAAUUAUUACAAUGUAUUACUGCAUUAAUAAAAAAAUAUGUGUAUUUAGAACCAUGAAAGUACCGACUUGAAAAAAAGGAUUUAUAUACUUAUAUUUAAUAGUAAUUAUUUAUCUAUGGAUUUGAAAUGUAAAAGCAAUGAGUGAAUGUGCCAUCUCAAAGGACUUGUAAUAUAUAAUUUUUAAGCCUCAAUUUAUGGUCAGGUAGUUGAGGUUAUUGACCUAGAGCAGGUCAUACAACGGCUACAAAUAACAUAUAAUAUACUAUUAUAAUAUACUUAAAGAACAUUAGGAAAACCUGUUUUUCAAGGAAUUAAUGCUAAUAUCUGACCGCUAAAGUGUUUCUGACAUGUCAGUGAUCGAAUUUUAAUUUUAAGACUAAAAUAUAAUCGUUUAUUUGUUCUGCUAACUAAUAAUAAAGAAAUAUAUGAUUAUGUCAAUUUAUAAUAAAUGUGAUAAUUUUGUGCUAUAUUUAAUUUUAACAUUCUUUCUUUUAAUAUCCAUAUAAAGCUGUUACAAGGUUUUAUAUAUUUACAAGUUACUGUUUUAUAUAUUUUCGUAAUGUAAGACAGUUCUAAAGUAUUUUAGGUCUAUAAUAUUUUGUACACGUGUGACUGGACAACUUUGUAAUUCAGGUAUAUAAUUUAUAUGAGCAGCAAAGAUUUUAUAUGGAAAUUUCACAAUAUAAAUUGCUCGACUCGGUCGUAAAAUGUUAGAAAUCUUCUUACGUGAUACGUUAUUUUGAUGCGUAUGUCUUUUAAUGUUAUAAAUAUUAUAGUCAAUAUCGCAUAUCGCAUUUGAUAAUUAUGAUCUUUCAUGACCGUUUUCUACGCCAAGUUUGUAAUAAGAGAAUAGCUAUUCAGACGUUAUGGUAAUUUUGAUUGUAGAAUACAAUUAUAUCUUUAAGAAAUUAUUUGUACUAUGCUAUUAAUAUAGUAAAAUUAGACAAUAUUUUAUUGUGAUAUUAAAAUCAUGUUAU
Molecule: messenger RNA, 3713 nt
Organism: Nymphalis io (European peacock)
Lineage: Eukaryota; Metazoa; Arthropoda; Insecta; Lepidoptera; Nymphalidae
Gene: Fatp3
Product: long-chain fatty acid transport protein 1
Exons: 13
Coding region: 155-2140 (661 amino acids)
Biological process (GO): triglyceride homeostasis
Cellular component (GO): endoplasmic reticulum
Molecular function (GO): long-chain fatty acid transmembrane transporter activity; long-chain fatty acid-CoA ligase activity
Source: RefSeq, a predicted model, not a curated record